Molecule: messenger RNA, 713 nt
Organism: Galleria mellonella (greater wax moth)
Lineage: Eukaryota; Metazoa; Arthropoda; Insecta; Lepidoptera; Pyralidae
Exons: 5
Coding region: 258-713 (151 amino acids)
Source: RefSeq, a predicted model, not a curated record
GGCAGGCGCUUGUGUGUACCGAUACGAAAAAUAUAUAAUUUCGCGGGUUAAUAUAUGACUUUAGAAUGUAUUUUAUCUGUUUAAUACUAAUUUUUAUAUAGCUAUCAUUGCAAAAGUAAAUAUAAAAACGCAGGAUUUUAGUGAAAUAAGUAAGUUUAUUGAAAUUUAAGACGGUUUCGUUUUACAAAGUAUGAUAAACUGAAAACAUGUCGUUCAAAGCUUAAAGUGUCUCUAAAAGAUCUCAUUACGGAUUUUCUAUGGGCUUAAGGAUGACGUCACAAACGUUGAAGAUUGAAUCGCGCUCUCUGUGCACCACGCCGUCUGAGAGAUGCGACCAGCCAGUCACCGUCAAAGUGGGGUGUCUCCACAUCAAUCCAGCUACCACGCGCGGACGCAGAGUGUUCCUGUUACAAAUGCUGGUACUGUGUUUUGUGCCACACGCGGCGCUAGUUGCUCAGAAUUGCGAGAUUAUAACUCAGCUAUCUAGUACUCUGGACUCCUCCCUGUAUUUGGAUUCUGAGAUCAACGAGGCAUUGUUAGUCGGGAGCGCUGUGAUGAGUCUUCAGAACGAGAGACAAGUGGUCAACAACAAUUCGUAUUUCACACAGGAUCCAAGCGCCAUUUCAACACUGGAACGUGUAUUUUCGUCGACGGAUGGGCAUUUGGACGCGAUAUCGCAUCUGAUUGAAAAUCACUCAAUAAUGUCAUUGUAG